CUUCCAGGUGCAAAUGAGAGCAGCACAAAAUGGCCAAAUAGGCCAACCCUACCGUGUACUACUCCCGAUUUAAGCGACUUCUGUUGCAGACUCGGCAAAUGAUUCAGGCAUUCAGCUGAAUUUGACACUUCGACCUCCUGUUUAUCUGCCAAAUGCUUGUCUGAAAUCGGAAGAUAUCUACACCUUUCUGAUACCAGCCACAUCUCUGAUCUCUCGCUGGCGCAACAGGGGCAGCCGAUAUGUUCUCAGGUUUGCCGUUCCACGGCGUGCUGCUGCUGUGCCUGUGCGCCCUGUCGUCCUGCUCGCCGUUCGAGCCAUCACAAGGCCGGAACGGCGACCGGGCUCAUGGCUACCGCCGCUUCGCCGACGUCCAGCGUCAAUGCCAGCCCGUGCUCUCCACGGCCGUCGAGCUACGUUAUUACCCGGAGCGCGAGCCCUUUUUCCGACGAGAGCUCGAGCGCAAGCUGUCCUUCGAGAAGGGUGACUGGCGGCAGCAGGACGCCGGGCACGCGCCCCUGCUGCCGUUUGACGGCAGCGACGUGGCGACAGGCGGUCGUGUGCCGCCGGACCCUCUGCGGCUCGCGACCUUCGUGCUCACGCACGUCGACGCGGACCGCGUUGGCCCGACCGCCGUCAACGUCAGCGGCGUCCUCGUGCUUUCCGUCGCCCGGGAGAGUGCCGGCGACGAGAUCAGGCCCGGGGCGCGCGUACCCGCCGCGUCGCCGGAGUUCGAGAUCCUGCCGGGCAGCACCAAGCUCAAGAUUCCCUUCGAAGGUGUCUACACGGAGAGAGUGGAGGGCGGCGGCGGCGGAGACGGCGAGAGGGUGCUGUGCAUGGUCGGGAGCGCCGUUAUCCCGACGCGCAGCACCAACGAUGGCGCCGCCGGCUCGUCGAAUUGGGGCCAGGUUUCUGCUCGGACAAACCUCCGGCCUCCGGUCAUCGCCGACAACAACAUAGUGCUCGUGAUAAGGUACCCAAAGUGGCAUACGCUGACAACCCGAGCUGUGCACGGCGAGAUGUGGAGCACCAAUGCUGUGUCGGACGCCGCCUACUUCGACACGGUCCGGCUGAUGUCAAAGAUUAGCGCGUACAACAUGGGGUACCAGUUCCAGUCGGACGAGCUGGUUGCGACGGCGUGCAGCCCCUGGCCGGCAAGCGACGCGAUGGCCGUGGAGAACCAUUCCGGCGAGCUGCACAGGGGCAUCUCGAUGUGCGAGGUCCUCAAUCGCUUCGCCACCGGUGCCACAACCUGGCAGUGCAGCUCCAAGGACCAGCCGUGCCGGUGGCCAGGGCCUUUCGAGGCCGGCACGGCCGCGGAUGGAGCUGGCGAGGCGUUGGCCGUCGCACUGCAGGACGUCCGGUGCCACCCGUCGAGCGACGCGGACGGCAGCAAGUACUCCGCGAGGGUGUCGGCCGUGUUCCGGGCGUUGUCUCCACGGGAGCACCGGCUCACGGCGGUCAAGCGGACUAGCCUGGACAGCAAGACGCUCGCCGUCGAGGGCGUGUGGAAGGCCACGGCGGGCCAGGCCUGCAUGGUGGGAUGCCUCGGCGGCGGCAGGAACGCGUGCCACUACCGUGUGUGCCUGUACGUCCCGACGACGUUCUCGAUCACCCGGCGCAGCAUAAUUCUCGGGCGCAUCACCAGCAUCAGCGCCGGAGGCGGCGAGGAGGAGACCCGCCCCCCGCUGUUGCUCGAACAACGGGUGCCCUCGGUGCGGCUCUGGGGCGUGUCCGACGUGUUCCCCUUCCGCAUGGCGUACAACUACACAAAGGUCGAGCAGGCCGGCGAGUUUCUCCGGAGGAGCGGCUCGGCGUUCAGCGCCCGCGACAUCGUCGCGAAAUCGCUGUCCUUAUCCUACCCGAAGAAGGGCACCACCGGCGACGACGAAGUGACGAGCCUGUUCCGUCUCGGCGACGAGCUUAUGCUCCGGUUCACCGCCCUGCCGGAUCUGUUUCCAUCGGAAUGGACCGAGCGGCCCGCGCUUUUCCUGGAGAUGCUCUCCGUCGAGCAGGCGGUCGGACCGAUCACGCCGCCGUCUUUUUGGCACGGCUCGUCCAUGGUGCCGGGCGACUCAGGCCAACCCGACGAGGAACCUGCUAGCUCGGUACGGCGAUCGCUGUGGAACGUGUCUGCCGAGCUCAGGAUCGUCGGGAAGCCUUUCGGUUGGAUGACUGCUUUGUCGCUGGAGGGCGUGUACAACCCAGAGGACGGCCGCAUGUUCCUCAUCGGCUGCUGGGAUGUCCGGCUCCCGGGGCGCAAUGUGUCGAUGAGCAGGGACCUCGAGGAAGGGAUGGACUGUUCCGUCGAGGUGAAGGUCGAGUACCCGCCGACGACCACGUACCGGCUCAUCGGCUCGACGGCGAAGGUUCACAUAACCAGCACAAGAAGUGCCGGCGACCCGCUGUAUUUCGGCGCGGUUAAGCUCGAGGCGCUGCCGCUCAUGUACCAGAAGCAGUGGCGGGACGCGGGUUCCGGUGGAGUCAUCAACGGCGCCCUCUGCAUCGUCGUCCUGUCGGUCGCCAUCGCCGCCUCGCUGAGCCAGCUGCGCUACCUCAAGUCCCACGCCGACGUGGCACCAUACGUCUCCGACGCCAUGCUCGCCGUCCAAUUCUUGGGUUACGGCUUGCCGCUAAUCACCGGCUCCGAGGCGCUGCUCGAGAAGGUGACCUUCGGCUCCCAGGCGACCAAGCCGCCGCCGUCCUCGUCCUACGCCGCGGCGGCCGGCACGGACGACGAAGUGUACCGCGCCAUCGGUCAGAUGUCGAGGGCCCUCCUCCUCGCCGCGCUGCUCCUCACGCUGCGCAUCGGCCACAAGGUGCGGCGGAGCCGGGCGCGUAUGCUGGCGCGCUCGCCGCUCGAGCCGUGGCGCGUGCCGGCCGACCGGAAGGUGCUUGCGUACAGCUCCGGAGCGCCUCUGGCCGCGUUCUCUCUCGCCGUCGCGCUGAACGGGCAGGCCAUGUCAGUCGAGCAGCUCGUCGCGCUGACGCAGGACCUGUUCCUGCUCCCGCAGAUGAUCGGCAACGCGGUGUGGCGCGUCAACUGCAAGCCCCUCGCGGGGAGCUACUACCUGGGCAUCACCGCCGCGCGCGUGCUCCCGCACGCGUACGAUUACCUGCGGCCGCCGGCGGUUGACCCGUACUCCGACCAGUACUCCAACGAGUACUCGCAAAUGUCCAGGCCUGUCGACCUGGUGGUUCCGCUCGUCGCCAUCGUGCUCGCACUCGUCGUGUACGUGCAGCAGCGGUGGAAUUACGCCAUUGUUAGCAGGAUGUGUAAGGCGGAACAGAAGAAAUUGCAGCACAUAUUCUAGGAGA
This is a messenger RNA of Panicum hallii, 3315 nucleotides long. RefSeq lists its product as uncharacterized. Gene Ontology annotation, cellular component: intracellular membrane-bounded organelle. The transcript has a single exon. The record is from RefSeq and is a predicted model, not a curated record. The coding region runs from base 240 to 3311 and encodes 1023 amino acids. Lineage: Eukaryota; Viridiplantae; Streptophyta; Magnoliopsida; Poales; Poaceae.